GGCCGGAACCGAGGAGGUUCGAUCUGGCCCGCAGAAUAAUUUGAAAGUGGAAAAAAAGCGUAAAAGACAUGGAUUUAAUUUUUUUAAAUUAAAUUUAAUUCAAGAAUUAUCCGCUAGGGCGCACUGUUUUGCGCCCUUGACGUAAUUUCUACCCUGUUCUCUACCUGCCUGCUACACCCUCAUUAGCAGAAAUGGCGUUAUCAAAAAAGCGAAAAGUAGAUAAAGAGUGUAGAAUUUUCCAAGAAAAAUGGACCACGUCCUAUUUAUUUACGGAAACGCACGGUAAACCUCUGUGCUUGGUGUGUUUGCAACAAGUUUCGGCAUGUAAGGAAUAUAAUAUUCGGCGCCACUACGAGACUCGCCACAGCGCAAAUUAUGACAACUUACAAGGACAACUGAGAAAAGAUAAGGUCAAAGAAUUGCUGGCGGGUCUGAAGAAACAGCAGUCAACUUUCACCCGGAGCCGAGAAGUCAGUGAAGCUGCAGUAAAAGCCAGCUACCUAAUUGCUAGUGAAAUAGCAUCAGCAUCAAAGCCGUAUUCCGACGGUGACUUUGUUAAAAGAUGCAUGAUGAAGGCGGCUGAACUCGUAUGCCCCGAGAAGCGACAAGCUUUUGCCAAUAUUAGCCUGACGAGGAACAUUAUAGCGGAGAGGAUUUCGGAACUAUCGGCAGAUUUAGACACCCAAUUGAAACAGAGAGUCAUGUCAUUUAUUGCACUUUCCGUUGCAAUUGAUGAGAGCACCGACAUCACGGACGUGGCUCAACUGGCCAUAUUUAUUCGUGGAGUUGAUGAGACAUUGACUGUUACCGAAGAGUUUGUUGAGUUGGUGCCUAUGAUGGACACCACAACAGCCGAGGACAUUUUCGGGUCUGUCGUUGCUGCACUGGACAGAGUUGGAGUGGACUGGUCCCGUGCUGUCAGCAUGGCUACAGACGGCGCACCAUCCAUGAUCGGAAAGAAAGCAGGUGUCGUGACAAAGUUCAGAGAGAAAGUACAAGCCCUUAAUGGAGGAGAUCGUUUCUUGACAUUUCACUGUAUUUUGCACCAGGAGGCAUUGUGUUGUAAGUCCUUGAAAAUGGACCACGUCAUGGAGGUGGUUGUUCGCACUGUAAAUUUCAUCCGAGCCAGAGGUCUUAACCAUCGUCAGUUUGACACCCUUCUCAGCGACAGCAACAUUACACACAGCCUGCCAUACCACACUGAAGUGAGAUGGUUAAGCCGAGGCGCUGUGCUGAGGUAUUUCUUUGAUCUACGAGAGGAAAUCAGACAGUUCACGGAGAAAAAAGGAAAACCGUUGUCGGAAUUACAAUCCCAGGAAUGGCUACAGGACCUCGCAUUUUUGGUUGAUAUUACUGAACACUUGAACAGUCUGAACAAAAUGUUGCAAGGGCGCAAAAAAGUUGUCACACAGUUUUUUGACAAAAUACAGGCAUUUAAGUUGAAACUGACUUUGUGGGAGACGCAACUGGCAAGUGGAGACCCUGCUCAUUUCCCCUGUCUGAGAGAUGUGCGUGUGACCAGACCUGAUGCGGACGUGAAACGGUACAAAGACAAGAUUGCAGGAUUACUGUGGGAGUUUGAGAAACGAUUUCAGGUAUUUGGUGAACUUGAGACAGAAUUUUCAGUUUUUCGCUCACCGUUCACAGUUAAAGCUUCUGAUCUGCCAGUCGACAUCCAGCUAGAAAUAAUUGAUUUGCAAUGUGACGCAGAUUUGAAGGGCAAAUUUGCCUCCGUAGGUCUGGACACAUUUUAUCAGUAUCUAUUACCAGGGUACCCCAAAUUAACAGCCAUGGCUGCUAAAAUUUUGUGCAUGUUUGGGACAACCUACCUUUGUGAACAAAUUUUCUCAGUAAUGAAUAUCAAUAAAACAAAAAUGCGUUCAAGGCUCACACACAAGCACUUAAAUGACAUUCUGAAAGUGACAGCUACUCAGGACAUGACACCUGAUGUUGAUGCACUUGUACAGGCCAAAAGAUGCCAAAUUUCAGGAACAAAAACAAGUCCAGAGUAGACUAACGUCUUUAAAAUGCUGCCUUGC
Messenger RNA from Cynoglossus semilaevis (tongue sole), 2039 nucleotides. Its product is annotated as general transcription factor II-I repeat domain-containing protein 2-like. The coding region runs from base 192 to 2012 and encodes 606 amino acids. The record is from RefSeq and is a predicted model, not a curated record. Gene Ontology annotation, molecular function: protein dimerization activity. The transcript has a single exon. NCBI's taxonomy places the organism in Eukaryota, Metazoa, Chordata, Actinopteri, Pleuronectiformes, Cynoglossidae.